UAUUCUCUCUGAUUAUAAAAAAAAAAAAAAAAUAACAAAUUGAAAAUGUACUUUGUUAUUUAAAAGUAUUAUUAGUAGUUUAUAAAUCAUGAUUAGUUAUAAGAUACAUUCAAAUAUUUUCACAAUAAGGAACAUGUAAUUAUAUGGGGUUUUACUAAUAUAUAUUUAGCUUUCGAUCAUUUCAUUGAAAUGACUUAUUUUAAUAGAUACGUCCACUUUACCAUUUCUUGUAAAAUUGUUCAAUGAAUUUUAUAUAGGUUAGUGGUAUAUUUCGUUUGAUACAACCCUGGUUAGCAAUGUUUCUGGAAAAUAACAGUAGGAGGCACUUCAAUACAUUACCACCAUUGGUCACGAUACAAAAUUUAGUUUAUGGGGAAAUUUGAUAUUCUGAUUUAUUUAUUUUAAAUAAUAAUUAUAAUGUUUUAUCAUUAUUAGUAAUCAUUUAUUAAGAAAAGUUUCUUAAUUAAUUAUUACUGAAAACUAUCAUUUUUUAUUUUUAGUAAUAAUCAAAAUUUGUAACAUUUGUAAUGUGAGUUUAGAAAAGUGUUUGCGUCCAUUCUUGUUAUAGCCACAGGUUCAAACGCAACUGUCAGAAGAGCGGGAUUCAGUAAAUUUGUUUAGUUGGACCGUAAUACUCAGUUUCUUCUUUAUUGGUUUUAUUUAAAAUAGUUCUGCAUAAUUUGUUAAAAUGUCUCAUAAUGUCUCCAAAUCUAGUCCACAUGGAUUUUGCGAUGCAAUAUUUUCUAUGUCACCAAUAAAAUUCGACAAAGAAAACAAGUCUCCAGCAAAAGAAGUAUCAAGAGCAUCACACCGUAAUAUAUUUGCUGAAUCACCUACAAUAAAAAAUCAAAAUAAAACAAAACAAUUAUUAUAUAAGAAACAUAAGUUAUAUACAAGAAAUGAGAUUUCUCAAUUUCUUGAUCCAUUAAAGAGAUCAUCUAACGUUGAUGAUAAACAUUCUAGAUCUACAAAUACAUUACAAAACAAUGAUUCUUUCAUAUCCGGUAAUAUAGUGAAAACUCCAUUAAAAGCAGAAUCAGUAUCCAGAUUAUCUGAUAAUAAAGCUGUUUCUGGAUAUUUAUAUACACCAAAGCAGCAUAGAACGUGUUUAACUCCACGUAAUACGAAGAUGAAUAUAUUACCUACUUCUAAGACUCCUACAAAAAGAUAUUUCAGUGAUCACAAUCUAUCACAAGCGACCCCUGAUUGUUUUAGUAAAGUACAACUUGAAACACCUAGUAUUAAAUUUAAUGAUAUUGGUAUCGAUGAAGCUAUUGAAGGUGAAAAUAGUAAUUUAACAGUGGGUAUACGUGUGAGACCUUUGAAUUUAAAAGAAUUAAGUGAGAUGAAAAUUGCUUCAGUUAUAAAUAUUGAUGGUCAAAACAUUAGUGUAGAUUGUGAAACAUCACUACAUAGAUUUACAUAUGAUCAUUGUUUUGCUUCUUACUCUGAUUCGUCAAUGCCUAAACAUGCUAGUCAAGAAGUUAUUUUUAAUACUAUGGUACUACCAUUAGUGCAAAAUGCAUUCGAAGGUUACAACGUAUGCCUGUUUGCAUAUGGUCAAACAGGAUCUGGUAAAAGUUAUAGCAUGAUGGGUAUUGAAUCUUCUCAAGAAAAUUCUGUAGGUCUUGAUAAAGAGGCUGGUAUCAUACCACGAUUUUGCCAAGAAAUAUUUACACAAAUACCCAGUAAUAAAAAUUUUAAGACAACAGUAGAGAUAAGUUAUUUUGAAAUUUACAACGAAAAGAUACAUGAUCUUCUAGCAAGUGCUAGCAAUGGAGAUAAAAGGACAGCUCUUAAAGUUAGAGAACAUCCAGUUUUUGGACCUUAUAUUGUAGAUUUAAGUCAGCAUUGUAUAAAAAAUUAUAAAGACUUACAGAUUUGGUUGAAAGUAGGUAAUUCUCAGAGAGCAACAGCAGCAACUGGUAUGAAUGAAAAAAGUUCACGAUCGCAUAGUAUUUUCAGUAUUAUAUUAACUCAAACACAAUUGAAUGAUUUGAAAUGUGCAUCCACUGAUGCAAGUCGUCGUAGUAAAAUAAAUUUAGUUGACCUAGCAGGUAGUGAAAGAUUAAGUCAAACCUGUGCCAGUGGAAAUAGAUUAAGGGAAGGUGUAUCUAUUAAUAAAUCUCUUCUUACCUUGGGGAAGGUGAUCGCAUCACUUGCAGAAAGUACAAACAAUCGCAAACGAGGUUUUGUUCCAUACCGUGAAUCCGUUCUAACAUGGCUACUAAAAGAAAGUCUGGGUGGAAAUUCUCGAACGGCAAUGUUAGGUACAGUUUCACCAGCUAACAUCCAUCUCGAAGAAACCUUAGCAACCCUUCGAUAUGCAUGCCAAGCACGAGCUAUCGUUAAUCGCAUUCGAAUUAAUGAAGAUCCACAUGACAGAUUAAUUCGCGAAUUGAAGGCGGAAGUCUUACGAUUACGAGGAGUUCGUGAAGGAUAUGAAAGACAACUUGGAGUUUGUCCACGUAAGCUGGUUGAUAGCAUAGAAUCAAACGUAAAAGACAGUAAGGAGAUUGAACGAAAGCAAGAAGAAAUUAACAGGUUAAAAGAACAAUUGAAAAAAACAGAGGAACAACUUGCUGCCACUCAAAAGAGCAGCUUGGAAAAAUUACAGGAAACCGAAGAAAGAAAGAAUUCCGAGCUAAAAUAUUUACGACGUUGUGGAAUAGCAGUUGAAAUUGAUUUACGUGAGAAGGAUAAACAACCAUGUUUGAUAAAUCUCACUGCUGAUCCUAUGUUAUCCGGUACACUGUUGUAUUUAAUUCCGCCUGGUUUGGUACGCAUUGGAAAACAUUCAGAGAACUCAGAAACCUUUAAAAAAGUACCAUUGGAUAUCGUUUUGGAUGGGCCACUCGUUAGAAAAUUGCACUGUACUAUAGAAAAUAAGAAUGGUAAGCUUAUGUUGUUGCCAGAAAUGGAUGGUGAUACCUUUGUGAAUGGUCAGGUGGUGAGUGGCAAAGUACAUCUGAAACAUGGCGAUCGACUUGUCAUAGGUGGCAAUCAUUACUUCAAAGUUUCAAAUCCACAUGAUGAGACUGGAAACAUACAAAUUUCUUCUCAAGCUAUAGAUUUUGAAUUUGCACAUCAAGAAAUACUUAAAAUACAAGAAGAAAAAUUAAGAGCAGAACUCGAGGAAUCAAAACAGAAAGCCAUAAAGGAAUUAGAAAAUGCAAAACGAGAAGUUGAGCUACAACUUGGCUCCCAAAAGUCUACUUAUGAACGUAAAAUCGAGGUUCUUGGUAGUACGUUGGAAGAACAAAAAUUAGCAUUGGAAGAAAUAAAUCGUCGUAAACAGGAAUUCGAAUUAGAAAAGGAGAUACUCGCUAGUGAAAUAGAAACGAAUAAUAGAAUCAGAAAGAUUCAACAAGUGGAAACUAAACCAAACGUGUCACCGUACAAGUCAAAUUUUCUUCAAGAAUUAGAAAGUAUAUUGAACGAAACGACUGCAGAUUUUGAAAGUGCCCUCAAAAUCAAAACCAGCGCUGAAACUAUAAAAGCUGGUGGUAUUAGUUUACACGAGAUGCAAAUACUCGUUAGAGAAGCAACUGAACGAUGUAGAGAAGUUGGCAUAAAUUAUGAAUUUAAUCAACAGCAGACUCUAAUUGAUAAGAAUCUGAAACCUGUGAUUCGUGUUCGAGAUAAAGAUCGUAAAAGGGAAACAUUGUGGGAACCAAUGCGAUUUUUAGAUUGGGUUCAUCAAUUGCGUGAUUAUGAUAUAGAAAAUUCGUUGAAAGAGUUACAGAAUUCAGAAAAUGAUUGGAUACCUUUCGAAGAUACCGAAACGUUCGAUGAUUCUUUAAAUAAUAGUAGAAUUUCUAUAAAUUUAACACCUGUGAAGAAACAUUUGAAUGAAAGUUUUCAACAGUUAUCUAUAGAUACGUCGAUGCACGAUUCAACGAUGCAAGAAGAAAUAUCCGAAUCUCAACAGCGCAAAAACGUAAGUAUUUAUCUCAUGCAAAUUGAACGCGCGACACAAUCUUUAAGUAAAUUAUGCCAACAAUGUGAAAGUUCUGAGAUCAACAACACAAUUAGCGAUUCUUUAGAUAGAGUACAAAAUAUUAUUGUUGAUAUAAGAAGUAUGUUGCUCGUUAAAAAUUUAAAGGAUAGUAAGAAUGAGAGUGUAAUUCGUGCAAAUAGUUCUGGUACAACAACUUCGACACCGUCUUCUUUAUCUGAUUAUAUGACAGGAGAAGCAGAUGAUAGUUCUGACAGCAAAGGCAGUAUACCUUUCAACUUAAAAUCUGUGGAACCUUUGGUUUCAUUGUCUAAGGCAACAUCUGAUGAAGAUUUACAAAGAAUGGUAGAGAAAUGUAAACAGAUGGUGUUAGAAAGUGCAGAAUGUUCAGACGAAAGAAAAUGGCUUGUAAGGCGUUUAAUUGAAUUACGUUUACGAGUUCAAGAGUUGCGAGAAACAUCAGAUCAGAAUCUUCUUGAAACUCAUGUAAUUCUUGGUCAUCAUUUGGUUCCUCAGAAGUAUCAUAUAACUUCUUCUGGACCGGUAUAUUGCGAUCAUUGUAGUGGCACCAUUUGGAUGAUGCUGCAGUCUUGGUAUAUGUGUAGUGAUUGUAGGUUCUGUGUUCAUUGGAAAUGUUUAAAUAAUAUAUGUCGUGUGUGUGUACAUGUCAUUGCUAGCGAAGCUGGUGGUUAUACUUAUACUAAAGACAUUUGUCCAGAAAGAGGAUUAUCUAGUCAAGGAUAUCGCUGUGCAGAGUGCAAGAUACGAAUAACGUUUACAUUCCCAAAAGGAUUGUCAUUAUCUUGUUUUGGUAGCCCUUUUAAAAGUUCAGAAUCAGCAUGGGUAGAGCCAAGACUAUGCGACUAUAGUGGUUUAUAUUACUGUCAGAGAUGUCAUUGGAAUACAACUAUGGUAAUACCUGCAAGAGUUAUUAGAAAUUGGGAUAUGGAACCAAGGCUUGUUUGUCGUGCUGCAGCUCAAUUAUUGGCACUCCUUGAAGAUCGUCCAUUUUUACUACUGGAAGAAUUAAAUCCAAAAUUGUUUACAUUAGUCCCAGAUUUGUCCUUAGUAAAAAGAAUGAGAGAAGAAAUACAGAUGAUGAAGCGUUAUUUGGUAAUCUGCCCAGAAGCUAAUACACAAGGAUUACCAUGGAAAGUUGGAUUGCGUACACAUAUAAUUGAAAAUCAUGGAAAUUAUUCGAUAAAAGAUCUCAUUGAUCUACAAAGUGGUGCUUUACUUGAAGAAAUUCGUAUUGCUUAUGAUAUUAUGCAUGUUCAUAUUACUGAACAAUGUGAAUUAUGUAAAGCUAGAGGUCAUUUGUGUGAAGUGUGUGGGAAUAAUGAAGUUAUAUAUCCCUGGGAUGCCUGUGCAAUUAGUUGCCAACAAUGUCUAGCUGUGUAUCAUCGUGCCUGUUGGUCUAAACGAAAUCAUUCUUGUUCACGAUGUGUACGGCUUGAAAAACGUCGAGCUUUAGAAGAAGGAGAACCUUCAAAUAUUAAGAACCUUUCUAAAAAUGAAUCACCUGAACAUCAUACAGUUAAAAAUUCGCUUGAGUGAAUAAAUGUUAUUUGAAAAAAUUUAUGAAUAAUUUUCGUAUAUUUGUUAUGUUGGAGAAAAUGAAAAAAAAAGAAGAAGAAGAAGAAAAGAGUUAUGUGUGUAGUCACCAUUCAUUGUAAGUUGCAACAUAAUUAUAAGAUGUUACAAUUUGUGAUAUAUAAUUUUAAAUGACUGUUUCGUAAUUGUGAAUAUAAUAAAUUAUACCUUGUUAAUAUAUAUAUUUUUAUAUUUUAGUCUAUAUAAGUGCAAUUUGAUUAAAUGUUAAUCAGUAUUUAUUGAAAUAAAUUGUGAUUAUAUGGUAGACGAGAUAUACAGAAACGUUUUGUAAGAGCUAUUUUUAGAAAUUAUCGUAAGUAGACAAUAAGACGAAUAUUUUUUAUAUUUUUUCAAAAUAUCGCGUAAUUUUGAAAUUUAUUAAUCGAGAACAAGGCUGUCACUAGUGAUCUUUAAAUAGUUAAUGACAUGUCAUUAUUUAUGAAAUAUAGAAACAUCUGCACAAUAAAUACAAAUGCGCAAUAAAUAGGAAUGUUCAGUAAACAAAGAGAACUUGACUUUAUAAGACAUUGAUAAAUUGCAGUUAUGUUUGUCAAAGUUAAGUUAUUUAAUAGUCCUACAUGCAAAGGUUAUUUUUCAAGGUUUUUCAUUUCAAAAAGUCUUUUAUUUUGUUUUUGUUAUAAGUUGUGGUUGCAAUACGAGAAUAAGA
Messenger RNA from Vespula pensylvanica (western yellowjacket), 6218 nucleotides. It is a transcript of the gene neb, whose product is annotated as kinesin-like protein KIF14. Bases 689 to 5515 code for a protein of 1608 amino acids. Gene Ontology annotation, cellular component: microtubule; kinesin complex. Gene Ontology annotation, molecular function: ATP binding; ATP hydrolysis activity; microtubule binding. NCBI's taxonomy places the organism in Eukaryota, Metazoa, Arthropoda, Insecta, Hymenoptera, Vespidae. The transcript is spliced from 19 exons. The record is from RefSeq and is a predicted model, not a curated record. Gene Ontology annotation, biological process: microtubule-based movement.